Molecule: messenger RNA, 2781 nt
Organism: Sungouiella intermedia
Lineage: Eukaryota; Fungi; Ascomycota; Pichiomycetes; Serinales; Metschnikowiaceae
Source: the annotation of a GenBank genome assembly
AUGAAGUACUUUCAAAUUGUCAUACUUUGGAGCAUUAGUUUCCUUCGAGUAUGGGCAGUCAAGGAGGAACUCUUCAAAAAUUGUGACAAUUCGGGUUUCUGCGCUAGAAACCGUCACUAUGCUCAGCAAAUCCAACAUUUCGACAGUCCAUAUUUUGUGAGUCCAGACUCCAUCCAUGUGGGUGAAAAAGCCAUAAAUGGUAUUAUCUACAAGAAGUUACCUCUGCAAUCGUUGGUAGCGCUCCCUUUCGAGCUUUCGGUUGUUAAAGGCGAAAGCAUUCGGUUCAAGAUCGAUGAAGAUCGACAAUUCACCAAAGGAAAGUUGACAACCAGAAGGUACAAUGAGGCUAGCAAGGCUGCGUUUGACGCCCACGAGUCAGAAAAGUAUGAAUCAUUAGUGUCACAGAAUAUUGAUAUAACAGCCAAUGACAUUUCCCUCUCGUUUGGCCAGGAACUUCAUUACAAAGCUGUGCUCCUGUUUAGCCCUCUAAAACUCAUCCUCUACCGCCAUGACGUUAUCCAGGUAAUUGUCAACGAACAGAAUUUCUUGAAUAUUGAACACUACAGAGAAGAACUGGAUAACGUCAACAACAUUUGGCCAGAUUUGGAGCUGGACUUUGAUAUGUUCAAGGAUUCCUUUGAGGAUUCUAAGAAGGACUCCAUCCCAUUGGGCCCGGAGUCAGUGGCUAUUGACAUCAACUUUCAUGACUACAAGCAUGUUUACGGAAUACCAGAACAUGCAGACUCUUUCUCGUUGAAGAGUACCGUGGGUAGUAAAUGGCCAUACAGACUUUUCAACGUGGACAUCUUCGAGUACGAAACAGAUUCAAGAAUGCCUAUGUACGGAGCAAUUCCUUUGAUGGUAGCCGUGAAGCCAGAUGAUUCUGUGGGUGUUUUCUGGCUCAAUGCAGCCGAUACUUUUGUUGAUAUCGAUAAGUCUGACUCUGUCAGAACUCAUUGGAUCUCUGAAAACGGGCUAUUGGAUGUGAUUCUUUUAAUGGCUGAAACCCCUGCGGGGAUAAACGGCAAGUAUGGUCAACUUACCGGCAAUGUUGCGCUUCCUCAAGAGUUUGCUCUAGGUUACCAUCAAUGUAGGUGGAACUACAAUGACGAAAAAGAUGUACUCGAGGUCAAUUCUAACAUGGACAAAUACAGGAUUCCAUACGACACCAUCUGGUUGGAUAUUGAGUAUACUGAGAAGAAGAAGUAUUUCACAUGGAACAAGGACACGUUUGGCCAUCCGUUCGAGAUGUUGGAGACUUUGGAUCACACAGGCAGAAACCUUGUUGUGAUCGUUGAUCCCCACUUGAAAACAGAGUAUGAGGUCAGCAAUUAUGUUGCAAAGCACAAACUCGCGAUCAACGACUUCAAAAACGAGACAUACAAGGGCCAUUGCUGGCCCGGCGAGUCCGUGUGGAUUGAUUCUUUGAAUCCCAAGGCACAAGUGUACUGGGACCAACUCUUUGAAAAUUCAAAUUCUAACAAAUUCAUCGGCGAAAAUACUAAUGUUCAUCUCUGGAACGAUAUGAAUGAGCCCUCUUUCUUCAAUGGACCAGAAACCUCGUCUGAAAAAGAUAAUCUCCACUACGGUGACUGGGAACACAGAUCAGUGCAUAAUCUCUGGGGCAAAUCAUUUCAUGACCUUACAUACCAUUCUUUGACCAAACGACUUGAACUGACCUCUAGACAACGGCCAUUUAUUUUGACCAGAUCAUACUUCUCUGGAUCACAGAGAACAGCAGCCAUGUGGACAGGAGAUAACAUGGCCAAAUGGGAGUACCUCAAGAUUUCAAUCCCCAUGGUGUUGACAUCGAAUGUGGCGGGAAUGCCUUUUGCCGGAGCUGAUGUUGGUGGCUUUUUCGGUGAUCCAUCUAAAGAACUCUUGACUCGUUGGUACCAAACAGGAAUCUGGUACCCCUUUUUCAGAGCUCAUGCACAUAUAGAUUCCAGAAGAAGAGAACCAUGGAUUGCUGGUGAGCCAUAUACAUCGAUUAUGCGGGAUGCUGUCAGAUUGCGCUAUGCCUUGUUGCCUACACUUUACACUUUGUUUUAUGAGGCCAGCAUAACUGGAGCACCCAUCUGGAAGCCUAUAGUGUAUGAGAAUCCCGGGAAUCCAGACACGUACGCAAUUGAUGACCAAUUUUUCUUAGGAAAUUCGGGGCUAUUGGUCAAGCCGGUGACUGAGGAAGAUGCGACCGUGGUGGAAAUUUAUGUUCCAGACGACAAUCAUUAUUACGACUUCACCAAUGGACAGGCAGAGCUGGGGUACCCAUUAGAAAUCUCUCAACCUGGAAUUUACAGCAAAGAGGUGAAGCUUUCGGACAUUCCGCUUCUAAUCAAGGGAGGGCAUUUAUUCUUCACCAGAUCCAGGUACAGACGAUCCAGUCGACUCAUGAGAAACGAUCCCUACCAGUUGGUGAUUGCAUUGGACAAAGACGGACACGCUGUGGGACAGCUCUACAUGGACGACGGCGAGUCUUUUGACUACAAGCAGGGCAAGUUUACAUUGGUUUCCAUUGCAGCAGACAAGCAUAGCAUAGAGGGUUUAUCUAUUAGUGAGGACAAGGAAUAUGGUCGCCAGAACCAGUUGCAGAUCGAGAAGAUUACUGUGUUGGGCAUCACUGACAAGAUUGAGUCGGUGGAGGUGACGCAAUCUGGACAAACGCAAAACGUUCGGUUUGUGCAGAAAAACGGUUUGGUGGAGUUGCUUAAUGCGCAAAUAAUGGUGGCUGGGGAAUGGCAUGUUGCAUUGAACAGUGCACUGGCACACGACGAAUUGUGA